CAUCUUUCUUGUGAAAUAAAGUAUAAGAGACGAAACAGUUGAGGCUUGUAGGAGAAGGGAAAAAAAGACGGGGAUUUGGCGAUCUAGGAAGAAAGGAAGGGGAGGAAACCUGCGAGAGAGAGCUGAGUUCAAGCUAGGUGUUGAAGAGAGCAGAGAGACUUAAGAGUAAAGAGGAGAGGCGAGAUAAGUGGGCGCUAGAGGGCUAUGGCUUAACAGGUGCCCCUUUCUUGCAAUUUCUACCCCAGGAGAACCUACUGAAAGCAUGUUAGAAAUCCUGCAAGAAAGAGCUUCGGAGUGCGCAGCGGGUGCAAGGUUCUGACAGGGUUAAAGCAGUCACCUGCAGUCGAAGUGAGACUCAGAUGGGAAGUAGGAAGUGCUGCGCUGGAGCUUCCUGUAUAAAUAAAUGCAGUUCUCCCCCCCCCCCCCCAAGCUCCUGCUUGCUAGCCGGAGCGCUACCCUGCUUUGCCUGUGUAAGCUGUGAUAGCAACAUGCUCUGGAGAGCUGGGAGGAGAUUGUCCUACACUGUCCCUAAAGGUCUGGGAAGACGAGUCCUGUUGCAAUCCUGAAAAGUGUAUAGCUGUCAGCAGCUGCACAAGGGGAAAGCUCCCGGUGAGAGCAAUGAAACAGUUUCUCCUCUCCAGUCUCUGAGCAGCCUGGAGUAGUUUGUGAGAUUAUGAACCUCCUCUCCUGCCCUGAGCAGUGAGUGUGGGUCUGUCGGAAAGUCAGACAGCUCCUGGGAGGCGACCAACCUCUUGGUGCAAGUUUUUUAGGGUGUGGGUGAGAGAGGCUAAAGGAAACCCGCCAGUCUUCACACCGGAGCCGGCCAAUCACAAGAUCUAGCUUUCUUUGGAUUAAGAAGACCCAAGAAGUGUCCAGACAUACUGAUGGGCUCUGUUGGUGAACUCUGCUAUCACACUAUGACAAUGGAAAAGCCAGCAACUGGAGAACUAGCCUUGGACCCUUUGGUCACUUGCAAGCUCUGUCUUUGUGAAUAUUCUCUGGACAAGAUGACCACUCUUCAGGAAUGUCAAUGCAUCUUUUGUACAUCGUGCCUGAAACAGUACAUGCAGCUGGCGAUUCGAGAAGGAUGUGGGUCUCCCAUCACUUGCCCUGACAUGGUGUGCUUAAAUCGUGGUACCCUACAAGAAUCAGAGAUUGCUUCCUUGGUGUCAGCAGAUCAGUUUCAGCUCUACCAACGGUUGAAGUUUGAACGAGAAGUCCAUUUGGACCCUUGCCGGACAUGGUGCCCUGUUGCUGAUUGCCAGACUGUGUGCCAUAUUGAACAGAAUAAUUCAGGACAGCCCACAAAGGUUGAAUGUCCUUCCUGUCAUCUGACCUUCUGCUCAUGUUGCAAAGAUACUUGGCAUGCUGAUCGCUCUUGUCGGGAAAGCCAGCCUGUUGUCAUCUUGCCAACAGAACAUGGGGCCCUCAUUGGGAUGGAUGCAGAAGCCCCCAUUAAGCAGUGCCCCGUUUGCCGGGUCUAUAUUGAACGGAAUGAAGGCUGUGCUCAGAUGAUGUGUAAGAAUUGUAAGCACACAUUCUGCUGGUACUGUCUCCAGAAUCUUGAUAAUGACAUUUUCCUCAGACAUUAUGAUAAAGGGCCCUGUCGGAACAAACUGGGUCACUCCCGAGCCUCUGUGAUGUGGAACCGAACACAGGUUGUAGGGAUUCUUGUGGGAUUGGGCAUCAUAGCCUUGGUGACCUCGCCUCUGCUGCUGCUGGCCUCCCCCUGUAUCAUCUGCUGUGUUUGCAAGUCUUGUCGGGGCAAGAAGAAAAAACAUGACCCACCAACUACCUAAAAUCCUGCACCUUGUGGGCAUGUAUGUACAGGAUAUGUGAGGUAUCCUGAGUGACGAUCUGGUUAUGGUGCCCUCUUUAGCAGACUCAUCUCCUUAUCCUUGCCACCUUUUGGAAGUGCCUCUUGUCUACAGGCUUUGAACUUGCUUGCAAGUCUUCAGCAUGGGGGAAAGGCUUUGUGUUGCUGUUUGAAGAAGGCCUGGUUGCGAAGCCUGGGCUAUGAAUGUGGAAUAUGUCUGGAAACUUUGGGGUUGAAUGGGAAGGACCAGCAUCAUUUUGUCAUGUGAAGCUCCGUCAUUUCUGGACUGUUCAUUUGCAGCCAAGGAGAAGGAGCCUGAGGAAACAUCUCAUGUUACAACAAACUGUGUUGCCGUGAUUAUUACAUGUUUGAUGGGAGUGGUGGGGGAGACUUAUCUGAAGCUCCAUGAUUCCUUGACUGGGCAGAAGAAGGAGCCUGAGGAAACAUCUCCUGUUACAACAGAUUGUGUUGCUGUGGUUAUUAUAUGUGUGACAGGAAUGGUGGGGGAGAGAGAUGGAAAACGCUGUCUUGGCUAGAUAUAUUUAUUUUCCUACCAUGAUAGAGUAGAAAGGGCAGGCACAAAAUCUUGUGUGUGUGUGUGUGUGUGUGUGUGUGUGUGUGUGAGAGAGAGAGAGAGAGAGAGAG
Messenger RNA from Dromiciops gliroides (monito del monte), 2461 nucleotides. It is a transcript of the gene RNF144B, whose product is annotated as ring finger protein 144B. NCBI's taxonomy places the organism in Eukaryota, Metazoa, Chordata, Mammalia, Microbiotheria, Microbiotheriidae. Gene Ontology annotation, cellular component: mitochondrial membrane; cytoplasm; ubiquitin ligase complex. Gene Ontology annotation, biological process: positive regulation of proteasomal ubiquitin-dependent protein catabolic process; protein polyubiquitination; ubiquitin-dependent protein catabolic process. The record is from RefSeq and is a predicted model, not a curated record. The transcript has 9 exons. Gene Ontology annotation, molecular function: zinc ion binding; ubiquitin protein ligase activity; ubiquitin conjugating enzyme binding. The coding region runs from base 885 to 1799 and encodes 304 amino acids.